Molecule: messenger RNA, 2144 nt
Organism: Exophiala oligosperma
Lineage: Eukaryota; Fungi; Ascomycota; Eurotiomycetes; Chaetothyriales; Herpotrichiellaceae
Exons: 1
Coding region: 345-1511 (388 amino acids)
Biological process (GO): pyrimidine nucleotide import into mitochondrion
Cellular component (GO): mitochondrion
Molecular function (GO): pyrimidine nucleotide transmembrane transporter activity
Source: RefSeq, a predicted model, not a curated record
AUCAUCCCUCUUGCUCGAGCAGAACGUUUGCAGUUCCACCUCCAACCCAGCAUUUAUCGUCAAGAUCUGAUCUUGUCCUUCUCCUCAACGUCACUGAUUCGUGCCUUGUACCAGUCAUUCAUGGCCUUUGUCAACCGCUGACAGGAGCAGUUGGCUCCGGCCAGACCCCGCAGUACAAUUCAGUUCCACGACACCGAGUAGACGGUGCAACGGAGCAGAACUUGCUGCCCCCCCCGAAUCGUCCUCAAGCAUUCCUCCACCAAACCUCAGAAUCGUACCCUCUCCGCCAUGAGCACGUCACAUGCGCUCUUCUGUCCUUGACCUCGAGAUCCGACAGUCAAAGGAUGUCCUUUGGACGAGAUCCUGACCAAACUCCAGGUAUCCUGUCCCCCAAUCAAUAUGCUAUCUCGACCGAAGAGCCAUCCACCUCAACAAACCACAAUACAAUGCCUACGAGUCCACCGAGUAACACUCUCGUCGCCAAGUUACAGAUACACUCGACAUCGAUUCCGAAGGCGUGGAUAAGCCCCAUAUGCGGCGCAGGUGCUGGCUUUGCAUCCGGCAUCGUCACUUGCCCGCUCGAUGUGAUAAAGACGAAACUACAAGCCCAAGGUGGUUUCCAAUCAAGAUACAAACAGACCAAACAGCCCCACCAACUGUAUAGAGGUAUUGUCGGUACCGCUCGCGUGAUAUGGCGGGAAGAGGGUGUCCGGGGCAUGUACCGGGGGCUGGGUCCCAUGCUAUUGGGCUACCUCCCGACGUGGGCCGUUUACUUGACUGUAUACGAGAACACCAGGGAAUUCUGGUAUGAUCAAUGUGGAAGCUGGUGGGUAGCCCGCUGCUAUUCCUCGUUGACAGCGGGCGCCUGCUCGACCAUAUUGACAAAUCCCAUAUGGGUGAUCAAAACACGAUUCAUGACACAGAGCGCCAAAGCUGCAAGUGAUGGCAUGCGUGCGCCCUACUAUUAUACUUCGACUUUCGAUGCCGCCAGGAAAAUGUAUCGACAUGAGGGGAUGCGGUCAUUCUACUCGGGCUUGACACCCGCCCUGCUCGGCUUGACCCAUGUCGCUGUACAGUUCCCCCUGUACGAGUACUUCAAGAUGAAAUUCACCGGCUAUGGCAUUGGUGAACAUCCACCUCAGGACAGCGGUGCAAACUGGGUUGGUAUCUCAGCUGCCACCUUUUUGAGCAAAAUCUGUGCUAGCACAGCGACAUAUCCCCAUGAAGUGCUUCGCACCCGUCUUCAGACCCAACAACGGAAAUCCGGCUUCACUACUUCCGACGGCUUAGCAGUGAAAGCACGCUACACCGGUAUUUUGCACAUGUGCAGAGUAAUUCUCAAAGAAGAAGGAUGGCGAGCCUUUUAUGCUGGCAUUGGGACAAACUUGAUACGAGCCGUUCCUGCCGCCAUGACCACCAUGCUCACAUACGAAUGGCUACAGAGCGUCAUCCACCGUUCCCAAGACAAGGGCGAGCAAUUGAAGAGAGAAUACCGCGAACAGGGAGUAUGAAACAGAAUAUACCCCUUGACCUACCUCCGACUUGAUCAUUUGCAGGGUGUUGGAGGAGUUUUGAGCUCUACGUCCACACCUUAUGGCUGCCAGACGCGCACAAGCAUUCACGACAGUUUGCACAUUCAGCAUCACUGUCACUCUAGCCCAGAAAAUGGGUGCCACUUUUAUCUCAUCGACCACCAUGAACGAUCACACUCAUCAACCCCAUCCACACCCUACCCUACCACCCGACUUGAGCUCCUACGACGAGCCCCCUUUUGAAAGUUUACGUGCGCCGAGACCCUGCGACACCACCACGGAUCGAAUCAUCCGGCCUCCCCGUCCAGGACCGAGCCUCCGACGAGACGAGGAAUCUCGGUCUGGUAACUUGACACACUGGUUACGCUUCCUGAAAUGGCGAGAGGUGGCAGAUCAGAUUAGAAAGAGAGAAACAGAAAGUGAAGCGAAGGGAACAGAGAAGAAGAAAGAGACCACUAGGUACCUAUUCGUACUUGCCUUACCAGACGAGUUUACACAGAAGACUCGGAGAGCAGAGGACUGCGAGCGUGGGGUUUCAUGUAAACAUGUACCAGUACCUAUCCUAUGGUGAGAUCAAUACGUUUUAUCCAUCGCCGUCACCGUCGAGCCUGC